Messenger RNA from Durio zibethinus, 1998 nucleotides. RefSeq names its product peptidyl-prolyl cis-trans isomerase FKBP53. The record is from RefSeq and is a predicted model, not a curated record. NCBI's taxonomy places the organism in Eukaryota, Viridiplantae, Streptophyta, Magnoliopsida, Malvales, Malvaceae. Gene Ontology annotation, cellular component: nucleolus. Gene Ontology annotation, molecular function: peptidyl-prolyl cis-trans isomerase activity.
ACGGCGAAGUAUGUAAUAAACUGGCUCAGCGAAAACCCUAGGGUUUUAGAAGGAGCUGCUUUUUGUAACCAAUAUUUUCUCCAUCAGGAAGAAAUGGGGUUCUGGGGAAUUGAAAUCAAACCUGGAAAACCGCACCCUUAUCAUUCGGACAAUGUGCGGGGAAAGCUUCACAUUACACAGGCAACUUUAGGCCUUGGAUCGUCCACAGAGAGGGCUGUACUUCAGUGUUCUGUCAGACACAAGAGUCCGAUUAUCUUGUGUUCCUUGUUACCAAAUCAGAAUGAGACUUGCUCCUUAGAUCUUAAAUUUGAUGAAGAUGAUAAUUUAAUUGCUUUCUCAGUAAUUGGCCCUCGAAGCAUCCACCUCUCUGGUUACUUUGUUGCUGAAGAUGGUGAUCACCUACGAGAUGAAUAUGAAUCUGAUUCUUAUGGGGAGGAUAUUGCUGAGACUGAGUCAGAAGAUGAGUCCUCUGAUUAUGAUUCUGAAGAUGAGUAUGAAGAUGACUUCAUAGAUGAUGAUGAUCUUGAGUUCUUCCCACCUUCACCUGUCCCAAAUAGCGGAGUUGUAAUUGAGGAGAUAGUGGAUGAUGAGAAACCUACAAAUGGAAAUGUGGAAUCUAAACGAUUCAAGAAAAAGAAUCAAUUAACUGGCUCUGAGGACAAAAAUGACUCCCAGCGUCAACUUGUUGUCAAGAGAGGUGCUGGUGUGACGGUUUUGGAAAGUGAAGAUGAAGAUGGCUUUCCGGUUUCUGCUUCAUGUAAAACCGAAGAUGCUAUUCAACAGCCUCAGCCAGAAGCUGAGAAACAGAGAGAAGAAUUAACUACUGAAGAAGGCAAGAAGACAACAAAAGAUGGUAGAGAAAAGAAAAGAAAAAUCAAAAGCACUGAUGAAGAUGGUCAACAAGAAAGGAAAAAGAAGAAGAAGAAGAAGAAGCAAAAAGAAAAGGGUACAGAUAACAUCAAUGGUUUCCUGUAUGAUGAAGUUCAGCCUGUGAAGGAAGAGAGCCUGGAUCCAGAGCAGGUUUUGCCUGUUGGAAAGAAACAUGAUCAGCCAUCCAGUGAUAGGGUCCUUGGUUCAGAAGCAGACAAUAUACCUGGCGGGAAGCUCUCUGAGAAGAAGAAGAAAAAGAAAAAAAAGAGUAAGACUUCGCAGGAGAAUCAAGAGGGUGCAAAUGCAUCAGUUUCACAAAGUGGAGACAAGGAUACUUCCACUUUGAAGUCUGAAGAGAAGCAAACUGCUGCCAAAUCUUCUCAAGUGAGAACCUUUCCUAAUGGAUUGGUCGUCCAGGAGUUAGCAAUGGGCAAACCAGAUGGUAAAAGAGCAUCUCGUGGGAAGCAGGUUAGUGUCCACUAUAUUGGGAAGCUCAAGCAGAAUGGCAAAAUAUUUGAUUCCAAUGUGGGAAGGGCCCCCUUUAAGUUUCGCCUAGGUGUAGGAGAAGUCAUUAAAGGAUGGGAUGUUGGGGUUGAAGGCAUGCGCAUUGGAGAUAAAAGAAAACUCAUAAUUCCACCAUCAAUGGGUUAUGGUUCUAAGGGUGCUGGCGGCAGGAUACCUCCAAAUUCAUGGCUUGAGUUUGAUGUGGAGUUGGUUGGAGUCCGCUAAUGCCUGUUAUUUUUCUUACCUCUCAAGCUAUGAAAAAGUUUUUCACUGCUUGAGUGAUCAUGAACCUGAAAAGAAACAAUGAUAAUCAAUCUUAAUUAUCUUGCAAAUUUACAAGUUCAUCCGAUAGUCUGUCUGAAUUUUGAGUUUGUAUGAGUAUGAGGGAAGCCGUGAUGACGAGUUUUUGCUGAAAGCGUCAUCUGUUUCUGCUGAAUGAAAUGAAAAUAGGUAAUUUUGUGUGGGAAGUUGAACUUCCAUUGCCAAAUCAACCAUGAAAAGGACGUAUUCGUGUUUUACGUACUGAGGGUAAUGCUGUAUGAAGUUUUUAGUUAAAAAAAAAAAUCGUCAUUUUUCCGGAAAAAUUAAUUAUGCAAAGUACAAAGAGGCAAAGAUUCCAAACAU